This is a messenger RNA of Lobosporangium transversale, 1009 nucleotides long. Its product is annotated as NAD binding domain of 6-phosphogluconate dehydrogenase-domain-containing protein. Gene Ontology annotation, molecular function: NADP binding; oxidoreductase activity, acting on the CH-OH group of donors, NAD or NADP as acceptor; NAD binding. The coding region runs from base 1 to 981 and encodes 326 amino acids. The record is from RefSeq and is a predicted model, not a curated record. The transcript has 2 exons. NCBI's taxonomy places the organism in Eukaryota, Fungi, Mortierellomycota, Mortierellomycetes, Mortierellales, Mortierellaceae.
AUGAACCACCUAAUUCAUCUUAAACAUCAAGAUCGCAUCGGAUGGAUUGGCCUCGGUGAGAUGGGCUACUAUAUGGCCAGCAAUCUUCAGCGUUAUCUUGCUUCACUUCAUCUGAACAUGAUUGUUUGGAACCGCGACCCAGCUAAAAGUGCGAAGCUGCGACAUCAUGGAGUACAUAUUGCUAAAUCAAUCGAAGACUUGGUUGCUCAGAGUAACAUUAUCUUCACAUCGUUGGCAAACGAUGCAGCUGUACAAGAGGUUUAUACACAGCUUAUCGAUUUGGCAAACCAGGUAGAGCACCCCAUCAUUUUUGUGGAGACUUCAACCAUCUAUCCUGCACUGGCUACUGAGCUUCAAAAGCAACUCGCAGCCUGUCCACAAAAGCACACAUAUCUCCAAUGCCCUGUCUUUGGCCGUCCACCGGUGGCGAAGGCUGCUAAAUUGAUUUGGGUCACCAGCGGUGGAGACGAAAAGAUCAUCAAGAAAAUGUGUCUUUACUUCACAACCAUGUCCAAGAGCAUCAUUCAUCUCAACACCAAAGACGUGGCUAAAGCAUGUAAUUUCAAGUUGAUCGGUAAUUUCUUCGUCGUAGGAACUAUGGAGUUGUUAGCAGAGGGUUUAACUCUGGCAGAAAAGGCCGAAGUCGAUCCACAAUCAAUUCUCAAGUUCAUUGAGGCGUUUUUCCCUGCACCUGCCUGGAUCGAGUAUAGUCGCAAGAUGGUCGAUGGUACCGCGGUCGUUCACAAAGAAGAUGGAUUUUCGGUCGAUUUGGGAUUGAAGGAUGUAGGACAUAUGAGACAGCUAGCUUUGGAAACAGGAGCAUCAUUGCCGACAGCUGAUUUGGCGUAUAAUCACUUGAAGGCUGUACAUGACCAAGGACUUGGAGAUAUGGACUGGAGUAGCUUGAUCAAUUCUCUGCGAUCAGCCUCUAAACUGCCCUCAAUGGAGGAGACACAACUAACCAAGGGCGAGAAACAAUGAAGCAAAAAGACGACGAAAUAAGGACGUG